UAAGAUUGGAAAAUUAUGGGUGGGCUGAAGAGUGACCUUUUCCUCCGGCCAUGGUUGUUGGCAGAUUCAUUGCAUUUUAUCCUCUUCCAGGGCAUGACUAGACAGAUCUUUCAAACGGCCUUUUUAAAUACUGCAUCACUGAAAAUGAAGCUUUUGCUUCUGAACUGCCGUGCAUUCUUGUCCACUCCAGUGGCUCUGAGUUCAGUAAGAAGGGCUUUUUCUGCAUCUUCUUCUGUUUCUGCCCACAAAUGGGAAGGUGGGGUCUCGAUGGUGCAGGGAGCUUCCAGAGGAAUUGGCCUUGAAUUUGUUAAACAACUUCUGGAAAAGAAUGAGAAAGGGCAUGUUAUUGCCACUUGUCGAAAUCCUAAUGGAGCAAAAGGACUUCUUGAUUUGAAAAACAAGUUUUCUGAACGACUCGACAUUUUACAGUUGGACUUGACCAUUGAAAGUUCCAUAGAGGCGUCUGCAAUGUCCAUAAGAGAAAAUUACGGUUCUUUGAACCUUCUCAUUAAUGCCUCAGGCAUCCUUUCGAUGCCAAAUGUGUUGCAACCAGAAACAACCUUGAAUAAAGUAGAUAAAUCAUCAUUAAUGUUUGCUUAUGAGGUCAAUGCUGUAGGUCCAAUUCUAGUAAUCAAGCACAUGUGGCCUCUUCUGAAAGCUGGAGGAGGCUCAGGGACUCAUAGGGAUGUUGCAGUGGUGGCCAAUUUAAGUGCAAGAGUGGGAUCCAUUGGAGAUAAUCGCCUAGGAGGUUGGCACUCUUAUCGGUCUUCAAAGACUGCCUUAAAUCAACUGACAAAGACAGUGUCUGUGGAGUUUGCAAGAAAGAAAGAUCCGGUAAUAUGCAUUCUUUUGCACCCAGGCACAGUGGACACUGACCUUUCUAGGCCAUUUCAGAGAAAUGUUCCAGAAGGCAAGCUAUUCACCAAAGAAUUCUCAGUUCAGAAACUCUUAGACAUCAUCAACAAUGCAAAGAGCCAUGACAAUGGCAAGUUCUUCGCAUGGGAUGGCCAGGAAAUUCCAUGGUAAUGGGUCAUACUUCCUUGAAAUUACUGCAUUCGUUGCCCACUUAUGUAUCAACUCGUGCAGUUGAUCAAUUUCUUAAGUACUUUAAAAUGCAAUUUAUUUAUGCAUUUUAUUUAUCGCUCUCUCAAAACCCUGUCUAGUUAGCUGUGAAAACAUUAUGCUUGUCUCCUCCCAUUGUGCCUGAACUUGAUUUAUGCUGCAAAUUCUUUGGAAAUAAACAAAAUGAGUUCUCAUUGAUCAAA
Messenger RNA from Hevea brasiliensis (rubber tree), 1265 nucleotides. RefSeq lists its product as uncharacterized. The record is from RefSeq and is a predicted model, not a curated record. Bases 16 to 1026 code for a protein of 336 amino acids. NCBI's taxonomy places the organism in Eukaryota, Viridiplantae, Streptophyta, Magnoliopsida, Malpighiales, Euphorbiaceae. The transcript is spliced from 6 exons.